This is a messenger RNA of Xylona heveae TC161, 1565 nucleotides long. RefSeq lists its product as hypothetical. Gene Ontology annotation, biological process: DNA strand elongation involved in DNA replication; DNA synthesis involved in UV-damage excision repair; nucleotide-excision repair, DNA gap filling. NCBI's taxonomy places the organism in Eukaryota, Fungi, Ascomycota, Xylonomycetes, Xylonales, Xylonaceae. The transcript has 10 exons. Gene Ontology annotation, cellular component: nucleus; delta DNA polymerase complex. The record is from RefSeq and is a predicted model, not a curated record. Gene Ontology annotation, molecular function: DNA-directed DNA polymerase activity. Bases 69 to 1472 code for a protein of 467 amino acids.
ACUCUGAUGCUUUGCUCUGUGCCUGACGACACGGGGGCAACGCAGCGCUAAUUGUGCUUUUGCAAAUUAUGGCUGAUCAAUAUAAGGAGUAUUUGGCUGUCAAUGUGCUCAAUGAAGGGAAAAUUGUGAGCUAUCGGACCUUGAGCAGGGCUUUGAAGAUCCACUGCAAUGUGGCCAAACAAAUGCUCUAUGAAUUCCACCGUCAACAGACCGCGAAAAAUACUGCCUCCAUUCAUGCGACCUACCUUGUCAGCGGAGUCCGGAUAUUGCCUCCAAAAGAAUUGAGCAACGGUGCUGUCAAGUCGGAUGGCGAAGAUGCAUUUAUGCAAAGCAGUCCCUUUAUGAGCAGCUCCAUGCCCAACCAGGACGAAGAUGAAAAGUUACGGAUAAGGUCAAUCACGCUGGUUCGUGAAGAAGACCUCGAGGCUUUAAAGUCUCAAUACGAGAAGAUCACUUCAAUUCAUGUCUAUAGUCUAGAGCCUCAUCCAUUAAAGAAUCUGCAUGUGCUUACUGAUUGCAAUCGAGAAAUCUUCGCCCAAUAUGCCGGAGAAGAUCCGCUCGAAGUGGGUAAACAAUAUGGCGUCAUACAGAACCCUAAUGUCAAGCGGAGGACAAUGCGCCGUCCACCUCCUCCACCGGCAGCCUCGAGGCCUGCUCCCGCAAUUCAGUCUCAAUCCAAGAGCAAGCCGCAGACAUCAGGGAGCGCAACACCAAAGGCAACGGAGCAAGACAACAAGAGCCCUGCAGCGGCUACCACAAGUGCACAAUCUUCGCAAAAAUCAGAGAUCGACAAACCGUCAACCAAAAAAUCAACUUCGGCUAAACCAAGCCAGUUACGGAGAGACAAUUCAGAUAUUUUCAAAUCUUUUGCCAAGGCGCAGUCGGGUACCAAACGGAAGGCAACGAAUGAUUCUACGGCGCAAUCACAAGCGUCUUCUGCAAACUCUCCUGCACAAAGCGCGCCUGAAGAUGAACCCAUGAAGGACGCAUCCGAAGACGAACAGGAAGAAGACUUUGCUGUCCGGCCCUCUGAAAACUUCAAUGGCAAGUCAAAAGCUGAGCGGGAGGAGCAAUUAAGAAAGAUGAUGGAAGAAGAUGACGAACCGGAAGGUGAUACUCCGAUGGAAAAUGCAGAUGAUUCCCAGGGAAGCAAACCUACAGAACCAGAAACUGAACCCGAACCCGAACCGGAGCCGGAGCCGGAGCCUGUAAAAGUGCAAACACCAGAACCUGAAGCUACACAAAUCACCGUAUCAAAUGGCCGCAGACGAGGGAAGAGGAGGGUAAUGAAGAAACGCACAAUGAAGGAUGAAGAAGGAUAUUUGGUGACGAGAGAAGAAGCGGUUUGGGAAUCGUUUUCUGAAGACGAGCCAGAGCGGCCCAAAGUCAAAGCGCAACCUCCUCCAAAACCAAAGGGUCCAGUGAAGAAGGGACAGGGUAGCAUCAUGUCAUUCUUUGCAAAGAAACAAUGAUCAGGUUCAAAUUAAGCGUGUAACAAUUCUCCCGGCGCUUGCGGAUAUAAACUCUCUUCAAUUUACCAAUUCCUUGACAAUUUCACUGCGGCC